Ylistrum balloti is the source of this 8038-nucleotide messenger RNA. RefSeq names its product DNA-directed RNA polymerase II subunit RPB1-like. The coding region runs from base 139 to 5991 and encodes 1950 amino acids. Gene Ontology annotation, biological process: transcription by RNA polymerase II. The transcript has 25 exons. Gene Ontology annotation, cellular component: RNA polymerase II, core complex. Lineage: Eukaryota; Metazoa; Mollusca; Bivalvia; Pectinida; Pectinidae. Gene Ontology annotation, molecular function: DNA binding. The record is from RefSeq and is a predicted model, not a curated record.
UUACACGAAACCAAUAUCAACAUAAUGUAAAAUAACCAGCGACCGACGUGAUAGCGUUUGUUUCAGGUGCUAUUCCUGUUGUGACAAAAAUUUGACGAAAGAAAUAGGUCUCCGCCAGACCCGUGUUGCACAACAAAGAUGGCGUACACAGGCGAUUCAAACGCAACAAUGAGAGACGUGAAGAGGGUCCAGUUCGGCAUUCUGAGUCCAGAUGAAUGUCGGCGUAUGUCCGUUACCGAAGGGGGUAUCCGAUAUUCAGAGACAAUGGAAGGUGGACGUCCCAAACUUAAUGGGUUGAUGGACCCUCGACAGGGAACUAUAGACAGAACAUCCAGAUGUCAGACCUGUGCUGGCAAUAUGUCUGAAUGUCCAGGUCACUUUGGUCACAUAGAAUUGUCAAAACCAGUUUUCCAUGUUGGAUUUUUCACAAAGACUAUUAAAGUGCUGAGAUGUGUGUGUUUCUUCUGCUCAAAAUUGUUGGUGGACCCGACAAAUCCAAAAAUAAAAGACAUUCUGGCCAAGUCAAAGGGGCAGCCUAGAAAAAGAAUGGCCCAUGUGUAUGAAUUAUGUAAAGGGAAAAAGAUCUGUGAGGGAGGAGAUGAAAUGGACACAAAAUUGGGAGAACAACAAAAUCGAGAGGGUGAUGAAGAAAAAACGGGCCAUGGUGGUUGUGGUCGCUUCCAACCUCGCAUCAAAAGAACAGGUUUGGAACUGGUAGCAGAAUGGAAACACGUCAAUGAAGAGAGUCAAGAGAAAAAAAUAAUGCUGACAGCAGAGAGAGUUCACGAGAUAUUCAAAAGAAUAUCAGAUGAGGAGUGUCUGGUGAUGGGAAUGGAGCCAAAGUUUGCUCGUCCAGACUGGAUGAUUGUCACAGUGAUGCCAGUACCACCUCUAUCAGUUAGACCAGCUGUUGUCAUGUUUGGUGCAGCAAGAAAUCAGGAUGAUUUAACUCACAAGUUAUCAGACAUAAUCAAGGCCAACAAUCAGCUGAAGAGGAACGAACAGAACGGAGCAGCAGCUCACAUUAUAUCGGAGGACACCAAGAUGUUGCAGUUCCAUGUGGCCACACUCACUGAUAAUGAAAUGCCUGGUCUCCCAAAGGCUGUACAGAAAUCAGGUCGACCUCUAAAGUCUGUUAAACAAAGGUUAAAGGGUAAGGAAGGGAGAGUGCGAGGCAACUUAAUGGGAAAGCGUGUGGACUUUUCUGCCAGAACUGUCAUUACCCCUGAUCCAAACCUCAGGAUUGAUCAGGUUGGGGUACCUAGAAGCAUAGCCCAGAACAUGACAUUCCCAGAAGUAGUCACACCUUUCAAUAUAGACAGAAUGCAUGAGCUUGUGCGGAGAGGGGCAAAUCAGUACCCUGGAGCCAAGUAUAUUCUACGAGACAAUGGGGAGAGGAUAGACUUAAGAUUUCACCCGAAAGCCAGUGACCUCCAUCUGCAGAUAGGUUACAAGGUUGAAAGACACAUGCAAGAUAAUGAUUAUGUGGUGUUCAACAGACAGCCAACUCUCCACAAAAUGAGUAUGAUGUGUCAUAGAGUGAAGGUGUUGCCCUGGUCAACCUUCAGAUUGAAUCUGAGUGUAACCACUCCUUACAAUGCUGAUUUUGAUGGGGAUGAGAUGAACCUCCACUUACCACAGUCCCUGGAAACAAAGGCAGAAAUAUCUAACCUUGCCUUGGUCCCUAGGAUGAUCAUCACACCUCAGUCCAACAGACCUGUCAUGGGUAUUGUGCAGGAUACACUGACCGCUGUCCGAAAGAUGACUAAGAGAGAUGUUUUCAUUAACAGGGGUGAGAUGAUGAACCUACUGAUGUUUCUGCCAACAUGGGACGGUCAUGUUCCUCAGCCUGCAAUCCUGAAGCCUAAGCCACUGUGGACAGGGAAACAACUGUUUUCUCUUAUCAUCCCAGGUCGUGUCAAUUGUAUCCGAACCCACAGCACACACCCAGACGAGGAGGACUCGGGCCCAUACAAGUGGAUUUCUCCUGGAGACACCAAGGUGUUGAUCGAGGAUGGCAUGCUGAUUAGUGGAAUUCUGUGCAAGAAGACCCUUGGUACAUCGAGCGGUUCCCUGCCCCAUGUGGUGUUCAUGGAGAUGGGAUACGAGGUAGCUGGCCUUAUGUAUGGCCAUAUCCAGACUGUUGUAAAUAACUGGCUCCUGCUCGAAGGACACAGUAUUGGGAUUGGAGACACCAUUGCUGAUCCUCAAACAUACAUAGAUAUCCAGGACACAAUCAAGAAAGCUAAGGUGGAUGUGAUAGACGUUAUUGAGAAGGCCCACAAUGAUGAACUGGAGCCAACACCAGGAAACACGUUGCGUCAAACUUUUGAAAACCAGGUGAACAGAAUUCUCAAUGAUGCUCGUGACAAAACUGGAGGAAAAGCUCAGAAGUCCUUGUCAGAUUUCAACAACUUCAAAGCUAUGGUGGUAGCUGGAUCUAAGGGGUCCAAAAUUAACAUUUCACAGGUUAUUGCCUGUGUAGGGCAGCAGAACGUUGAAGGUAAACGUAUCCCAUUUGGCUUUCGACAUCGAACACUGCCUCAUUUCAUCAAAGAUGAUUAUGGUCCGGAGUCCAGAGGAUUUGUGGAGAACUCUUACCUGGCUGGUCUGACACCAUCUGAGUUUUACUUCCACGCCAUGGGAGGGCGAGAAGGACUUAUUGAUACUGCUGUGAAAACUGCUGAAACUGGGUACAUUCAGCGACGUCUGAUCAAGGCUAUGGAGAGUGUGAUGGUGAAGUAUGAUGGCACAAUCAGAAACCAGGUAGAGCAGUUGGUCCAGUUGACUUACGGAGAGGAUGGACUUGAUGGCACUGGUGUCGAGUUUCAGUCACUACCAACACUCAAACCCUCCAACAAGUCCUUUGAGAAGAAGUUCAAGUUUGAUGCCUCAAAUGAGAGAAACAUGCGAAAAUGUCUAACCGAGGAUAUCAUUAAGGAGCUUAUUGGUGAUGCCCAUGCCAUAUCUGAGCUGGAGAAGGAAUGGGAUCAGCUACGUGAUGAUCGUGAAGUGCUGCGAAAGAUCUUCCCCAUGGGAGACAGCAAGGUGGUCCUGCCUUGUAAUCUGGCAAGAUUGAUCUGGAAUGCACAGAAAAUUUUCAGGAUCAACAAGCACAAACCUACAGAACUACAUCCUGUCAAAAUAGUGUCAGGUGUUGCUGAUUUGUGUAAAAGAUUGAACACGGUCCCUGGAACUGACCGACUCAGUGUCCAGGCAAAUUACAAUGCGACCAUUCUGAUGAAGUGUCUGGUUCGGUCCACUCUGUGUGCCAAACGAGUGACUGAAGAGUUCAGACUCAGCUCUGAAGCAUUUGAAUGGCUGCUUGGUGAAAUUGAGACACGCUUUCAACAGUCUCAUGUACAACCAGGAGAGAUGGUUGGAGCAUUGGCUGCUCAGUCACUUGGAGAGCCUGCCACACAGAUGACACUUAACACUUUCCAUUAUGCUGGAGUAUCUGCCAAGAAUGUAACACUUGGUGUACCCAGACUCAAGGAAAUCAUCAACAUCUCCAAGAAACCCAAGACCCCAUCUCUUACUGUGUACUUGACUGGCCAGGGAGCUAGGGAUGCUGAAAAGGCCAAGGAUGUACUCUGUCGACUUGAACACACCACGUUGAGGAAAGUCACAGCAAACACAGCUAUUUAUUAUGACCCAAAUCCUCAAAACACAGUCAUUUCAGAGGACCAAGAGUGGGUGAAUGUUUAUUAUGAAAUGCCAGACUUUGAUGUGUCCAGGAUUUCACCCUGGCUACUCCGAAUUGAACUGGACAGAAAGAGGAUGACAGAUAAAAAACUUACCAUGGAGCAAAUCUCAGAAAAGAUCACUGCAGGUUUUGGAGAUGAUCUGAACUGUAUCUUCAAUGAUGACAAUGCUGAGAAGUUAGUGCUCAGAAUUCGAAUAAUGAAUUCAGAUGAAAGCAAAAUGCAAAGUGAUGAAGAGAUUGUUGACAAGAUGGAAGAUGAUGUUUUCCUCCGAUGCAUUGAGUCCAAUCUGCUCUCUGACAUGACCUUGCAGGGAAUAGAGGCUAUAGCAAAGGUGUAUAUGCAUCUCCCCAAUACUGAUGACAAGAAGAGGAUAUUCCUUACAGAAGAUGGAGAGUUCAAAGGAGUUGCAGAAUGGAUUCUGGAAACAGAUGGAACUGCAUUGAUGAAAGUUCUCAGUCAGCGUGAUGUUGAUCCUAUCCGGACAACCAGCAAUGACAUUGUUGAAGUCUUUGCAACGCUUGGCAUCGAGGCUGUGAGAAAGUCUAUCGAGAAAGAGAUGAACCAUGUCAUUUCCUUUGAUGGUUCGUAUGUCAACUACCGUCACUUGGCUUUGUUGUGCGACGUGAUGACUGCCAAAGGUCACUUGAUGGCUAUCACUCGUCAUGGAAUCAACAGACAGGAGACAGGCGCACUGGCUAGAUGCUCCUUUGAAGAAACAGUGGACAUUCUGAUGGAGGCUGCAGCUCAUGGAGAAUUUGAUCCCAUGAAAGGUGUAUCUGAGUGUAUCAUGUUGGGACAGUUGGCCAAGAUCGGGACUGGAAGUUUUGAUCUUCUUCUCGAUGCCGAAAAGUGUAAAUAUGGAAUGGAGAUACCUCAGAACAUGGGACCAGGCUUAGGAGGAGGUGCUGGUACCGGAUUCUUCUUUGGUGGGGGAAGCAGUCCUGCAGCAGGCAUGUCUCCACAAAUGACGCCAUGGCAACAAGGUGCCACCCCAGCAUAUGGAACUGCUUGGUCCCCUGGAUUUGGUAGUGGUAUGACUCCUGGUGCAGCUGGCUUUUCUCCCUCGGGUGCUAGUGAGAGUGGUUACAGUCCAGGGUACAGUCCUGCAUGGUCUCCUCAGCCAGGAUCACCUGGAUCACCAGCCAGUCCAUACAUACCAAGUCCGGCUGGGGCCUUGUCACCUAGCUACUCACCUGCAUCACCAGCGUAUGUGCCAUCUUCUCCAGCUGUCACUCCUCAGAGUCCUGGGUACUCGCCAACGAGUCCUUCAUACUCGCCUACAAGUCCAGGUUAUUCUCCGACCUCUCCCAACUACAGCCCUACAAGUCCCUCCUACUCCCCAACCUCCCCAUCAUACAGCCCCACCUCCCCAUCUUAUUCACCAACCAGUCCUUCCUACUCUCCAACAAGUCCUUCGUACAGCCCUACCAGUCCUUCUUAUUCACCCACAUCCCCAUCCUAUUCACCAACCAGCCCUUCUUACAGUCCAACCUCCCCAUCCUACAGUCCUACCAGCCCAUCUUACUCGCCAACAAGCCCGUCCUAUUCCCCUACAUCGCCCUCCUAUUCUCCGACAAGUCCUUCCUAUUCCCCAACUAGCCCUAGCUACAGCCCUACAUCCCCCAGUUAUUCUCCGACCUCGCCAAGUUAUUCCCCGACCUCACCAAGUUACUCUCCAACCUCUCCUUCCUACUCCCCUACCAGCCCCUCUUACUCCCCGACCAGCCCCUCCUACAGUCCAAGUUCUCCUAGUUACUCUCCUUCCAGCCCUAGCUACAGCCCCAGUAGUCCAAGUUAUUCUCCUAGCAGUCCAAAAUACAGCCCAACAAGUCCUUCUUACUCUCCAACCAGUCCUUCCUAUUCACCAAGCUCUCCUCAGUACUCGCCAAGCUCCCCACAGUACUCGCCAUCUUCGCCAAACUAUUCUCCAACAAGUCCUUCUUAUUCACCUAGUAGCCCUAAAUACAGUCCUACGUCGCCCACAUACUCCCCAACUUCCCCCAAAUACACACCCACAUCACCAGAGUACAGCCCAAGUUCGCCCAACUACAGCCCCGGGUAUUCCUCCUUAUCUCCUACUAGCCCUGGCUACUCCCCAGCUAGUCCCUCAUAUUCCCCAACAAGCCCCAAGUAUUCUCCAGCAAGUCCUACAUACUCCCCAAGCAGCCCAAAAUACACACCCACUAGCCCCACAUACACACCAGGAACAGCUACGUCAACGACACCAAAGUAUUCACCAACUAGUCCAGCAUAUUCAGCGGCUGAUGACAGUGAUGAGGACUAGAUCACAUGUCAGAGACUUGUGAAGCAUGGACAUGUAUCUCAUUCUGUGUCAGAGACUUGAAAAAUGUAGACCUGUAUCAUAUAUCUGCAUCAGAGACUGAAGAAGUAAAGAUUCAUAUCUGGUUCUGUGUCAGAGACUUGUGAAGUGUAGACUUGUAUCUGGCUGUGCAUAAUGGAUUUGUGAAGUGUGGAUUCAUAUCUCACUUUGCAAAAAACUCGAAAACUUGUGUGAAAACUUGUAAAUACAUGCAAAAGAAGAAAAACAAACUGAAGGAUCGGGAUAUCUGGAAUGUUAUAUUAACAAGAAUUUAAAACUAAGUGUACAGAAUUAUGUUAACAUUUCUUUUGAAGUGAUUAUGGUCUAAUGGAGUGAGUUUUUUAAAAAAAAUUCACUAAAUUGGAGAGAGUACAACUGUAAGAUUGAAAUACAUAUAGAUCAUGUAGCAUACAGGUAUGAUAAGGUUGGUGCAAUUUAUCAUGUAAAAAAGUUUAAAAACUUACCAUUUUAGGGUACUGGCAUGAUUCAUUUUUGUAAUAAACCACUUCAUUGUUGUAAAAUGAUAAUUGUUUUUCUGUAUCUUUGAAAAGAAUGUUAUCAUAUUUUAUAUUUUUAUUUUUCAAAUUUUCAUAUUUUUUUUUUUACUUGAGAACAACACAGUUGCCAUUAAACAAGAGAUAAUAAUUGAUAUACAAAGGUAUAUUGAGGUGUUUAAAAAUCAGAAACAAGAAAAAAUUAUUCUCUUGUGAUUGUAAAUACUGUUCAAGUUGUUCAUAAAAAGAGAUGUUUUAAACAUCCUUGGUGAGAUAGCGUUUUAAUUUUUUUUGCUUGGAGAGCAAAAGGUUGAUUUGAAUACAAAGUGCAAUUGGUGGAUUGUAUCAGGAAGAUCACUGUAUGUGUUAUCAUUGUAAGUGUUAUGUAAAUAGUGCGAGUCCUCAGGCUGUAUGUGAGUAGUGGAAGUAAAAUCAGGAUAAGUGUAUAUGUGUAUGAUUGUGUCUGGUCUGGUUGAUGUACAAACAUUGAUGUCCUCUGCAGACUUAAAAUUCAGUGACAUCAAUACCCAAAAUUUGCUCAGCACAGCAAAUUGAGAAAGACAACAUUUUUUACAAUUUCAAUGUUGAUCUAUUAAUUGCGAAACAUUUUCUUAACUGAGACAAAUUCAGUUUUUAAGUUAACUGCAUCUAAAAUUGAAAAAAAAUAACUUCGCUUUAUGUUCUCUGGUAACAAUGCCAUUCCUACAUAAUAUUGGGUCAUGUGCUUGUGUCUAAUUAGGUUUUCAAGAGACAAUUGUAAAUAACUUGUGUAUAGUGCAUAAUUCAUUUUUAGGUACUGACAUUUCUGUAUUCAUAAAAGAAAAGAUUUUAAUCACUUUUCAUUCACAGCACAUCAUGUGUGUGUCAUAUGAGUGUAAAAUAUAAUUAUUUUACCAUAGAGUAAAACUUUAUCAUAUAAAAUGGACAUGUUUGAAGAGGUAAACCACUGUAUUGACACAAGAGUAUCACAGACAAGGAGAUCCUCAGAUAUGUUCUUGGUAAUUAGAGUGACAAGACAUCUGAUGGAAGAGUGAUUUGAAGAAUGGUUUAUGGAAAAGAGGAGGGAAAAACCUCCAAAAAAUUGCAGAUUUCAUUUAAUUAUUUUGAAGGACAGAUGAAGAAAGGUUUGGUGAUAUGAUGUAUAUAUACAGUAAUUUAUUGAACAAAUAGAUUUUGCGAUUCAGAAAAUGUUUUUGGUGAUAAGUUUUGUUUUAUUUUGCUUUGAAGUGAAGGAAACGUCAGUUUUAUUAACAUUCUCAGUUUCUUACCUGCAUUGCAAAUGAUGCACAGGUUGCAAUAAACCCUGUAUUCAAAAGGAUUUAAUCAAGUUAAUACACCCUUUGUAAACAAUGGUUUAUCAUGACUUUGUUUAUAGAGAUGUAAUAAAUGACAGAUACAUGAAAAGUUUUGGGCAAUACAGAGAUCACUAAUUGUCAAUAUUGUCAAUUAUGAAUUUGUUUCUAAUUCAGUUUCCUGUGCUAAAUUUGUGUGAACUGAAUAAAAGAAUUUAGAAAUGC